UUUCUAUUUAAAUACAUAAUUUAAAUACUAUUGUUGAAUAUAUUUAUUCAAUUGUCGUGCAAUAUACAAUGUAACUAUUGAUAGAACUUAUAUUCUUCCUAUAAGAUACAUGACAAUGGGCAAGACAUACUAUUGCGACUAUUGUGACAGAUCUUUCAAGGAUGAAGUCGAUGCUCGUAAAAAGCAUCUAUCCAGCAUGCAGCACAUAACAAAUCGAGCUAGUCAUUACAACAUAUUUAAAGACCCAGAAACGAUAUUAAAAGAAGAAUCCUGCAAAACUCCAUGUAAACGUUACAUGACUGUUGGAGACUGCGCUUUUGGUUCUGGUUGUCGAUUCUCGCAUUAUACUCCACCAAUGAUAUGGGAACUUCAACAGCUCGCUGCAAUGAAAAACUCCAAAGUCUUAGCAGCUCAACCUAAGGAUGGUUGGCCAAAUUCAGAAGAUAUUAUCAAGGAAUAUUUUGAGAAUGUGAUCGACUCGAGUGGCACUGAGGAUUUCAAUUGUUUGGUGUGGAACACACCGUCAAAAUUAAUCGAUUAUCCUUAUUUACCACCGUCUUUGCAGCCCGUCACGUCGGAAAGAAUAAUGGAUUGCAAUUUUAGUAAAUGGGGUUGAAAGACUGAUUUAAAAAUAAACAUAUUUAUAUUAGUAUAAUCCUAUCGUGUUCGAAGUCUUGGAGUGAUGAUCUCAGAUUGUACACGUUUAUCUCGUCAAGCUUCAAACUAAAUGACGCGUCGCUAUCACGAAGAAUCCAUGCAACAUUGCUUGUUUUAUCAUCUAUAUAUAUUUCUUAGUUCAGUAAAGCCCUAAACACAAUGCGAGAGGGAAUAGCGAUAGCGAUAAGUUUCAACUUAUCAGAAAUCGAAUA
Cyphomyrmex costatus is the source of this 869-nucleotide messenger RNA. RefSeq names its product zinc finger matrin-type protein 5. The transcript is spliced from 3 exons. Bases 110 to 616 code for a protein of 168 amino acids. The record is from RefSeq and is a predicted model, not a curated record. Gene Ontology annotation, molecular function: zinc ion binding; nucleic acid binding. Lineage: Eukaryota; Metazoa; Arthropoda; Insecta; Hymenoptera; Formicidae. Gene Ontology annotation, cellular component: U12-type spliceosomal complex.